Molecule: messenger RNA, 1124 nt
Organism: Magallana angulata
Lineage: Eukaryota; Metazoa; Mollusca; Bivalvia; Ostreida; Ostreidae
Product: probable histone-lysine N-methyltransferase set-23
Exons: 2
Coding region: 205-1068 (287 amino acids)
Cellular component (GO): nucleus
Molecular function (GO): histone H3K9 methyltransferase activity; protein binding; zinc ion binding
Source: RefSeq, a predicted model, not a curated record
AUACAUGUAACAAUGUGCUGUUGAAAAAAUUUAUUUAGCACAAGGAACCGUUACAGAUGAGACGUAUUUUUAAAGCUCUUACAUCUAAUAAAGUAUUUGGAGUUUAAUAACUCCAUAAGGUAGAAAGUUAAUUUUUGUGUGGAAUUUUGUUUCGAUUUAGCAUGCCUAUGUUUACUUCUGGUUUCGCUUUCGGUUUGAAACAUAAUGAAUGCACAGAGCCCAUGUUCAUUUGACUGGACAGACGGUUUGGAAAAAUUCCCUGUAUACUGUAGAAAGGAGGAUGGAGUACAAGGAAAGGAUUCAAUGUUUCAGUAUGUGAAGCACAACAUUCCCGGUCCAGGCAUUGAUAAGGAGAAAUUCCUUCCUGUCUUUACCGGUUGUUCCUGCCAUGAGUGUAUCAGUGACUGCCCUUGUGUGCAGAGAUUUAGCCAGAAUUACACUGAAGAUGGUAAACUUAAAACUUCUUAUCUGGACGCAGACGAACACAAGGUGAUGGUGGAAUGUAACAGUCACUGCAGCUGUUCUAAAACGUGCGUAAACAGGGUCGUACAAGGUGGAGUAAAAGUGAGAGUCGAGUUAUUCUGGACAGUAAGCAAAGGAAUAGGAGUCAGGACUCUGGAAGAUUUAGAUCCAAGUGCGUUUGUCUGUGAAUACGCGGGAGAAAUCAUCUCAAGUGACGAGGCUAGAAAACGGAGCCUAGCUCAACGGAAAGAAGACAUGAAUUAUAUUAUAACUGUUAAUGAACAUUGCAAGAGUGGCGUGAUAAAAACUCAUGUAGAUCCUAGAAACUUUGGCAAUGUCGGGCGAUUCCUCAACCACAGCUGUGAUCCUAACCUAACAAUGCUCCCAGUAUGGGUUGAUACUGAAAUUCCAUUACUUUGUUUGUUUGCAAAUAGGAAAAUAAGCUCAGGAGAAGAGUUGAAUUUUCACUACGGACUUUCCUCAGGAGAAGAGAGAACAGUUUAUUCGGACAUUGAUAGAAAAGAAAGUGGCUUAAUACCAUGUAACUGUGGUUCACAGUCUUGUCAGGGUUAUCUGCCCUUUGAUAAAACACUAUUUGAUGAUUGAUGAUAAAGAAUAUACUAGUAUAACAUGAUGUAUUAAUUAUCAAUAAAUUCCAAAGC